AUGGUUGCAGCAGCAGAGGUCACACGAUACCCAGAACCAGCAAAUGUUCCUAGUCAACUACGAGAUGACGGUCCGCGCAAGCUUGGAACCUGGGACAUUGACCUGCUUGCCCUCGAAGGCAACGAGGGAGGCAAGCUCCCAAACGACCACUUGACGUGGCUGCAAGCAAUCCCAGCCGAUGCACCGAUAGAACACAUCCGUGCCGCUUAUUCGCGUGACGGGGUCGUUCACGUACGUGGUGUCCUUGAUCGAGACAAGGUGUUCGACACGCGGGCAAAGUUCUUCGAGUAUGUGUCCCCAUCUGGGGUCCUCCAGCCCGAGACGGCACCGCGAGAGGGCCUGUACAACACUCAGCUGGAUCCUGCCCAGUUUCCCGGGCCCAGUGCAACGCAGUUCAACCGCAACCAGAAUGACAACAAACUGCUGGACCUGAGUGUAUCUGCCGGUUACGAACCAUUCAUCGUCGACUUUAGUGACGAUCCCGCCUUGCUUGGGUUUGUGGGCAGGUUGAUGAGCGACUGGCAGGAGCCGUUCCGCUUCAAGCGCCAGCUGCUCAGGACAAACAUCCCGCGCACGUACAAAGCAGCCACCCGUGUACACUACGACCAAAUGUACCUUCGAGGGAUGGAACCGGGCGCGGUCACUGCCUGGAUCCCGAUGGGCGAUGUGUCGCCCGUUUCCGGUGGGCUCAUGUAUCUCGAGGACAGCGUGCCGCUCGGUCUCGAGCUCGAGAACAAGUUCAAGGAGAUGAACAAGGACUUGCCGCCAGAGGAGCAGCUCAGUGCCUUCAACCAGAACAUGCUCUACGGCGGUGGUCUCACCAAGGACUGUCGGGCAUUCUCGCUGGCUACUAACCGCCGCUGGCUUGUGGGCGACUAUCGCGCGGGCGAUGUUGUGUUUCACCACUCGUGUAUGAUACACUGCAGCGCCAACAACGAAGACCCCGAGGACCGUAUUCGUCUCGCCACCGAUGUCCGGUUCGCCGACAGGGCCCAGCCGUACGACGUACGCUGGGAGGAGUUUUAUUACCCCGGCGACGGCAAGUGA
Molecule: messenger RNA, 1047 nt
Organism: Apiotrichum porosum
Lineage: Eukaryota; Fungi; Basidiomycota; Tremellomycetes; Trichosporonales; Trichosporonaceae
Exons: 3
Coding region: 1-1047 (348 amino acids)
Source: RefSeq, a predicted model, not a curated record